AUGUCGAAGAUAGCAGGAAGUUUGUCGAGUUGUGCAUCGGUGAUCGGAAUUGCGACGUGUUUCUUUUAUAUUCCGUACUUGAUGGGACGUAUGGAAGACAUCCGUGGUAGUCUGGCUGUCAAAAUGGAUCUCUUUCGCAUACUGGAGCAGGAAGUAUGGAGUGAAAUGAUAAUUACUCGUGAUAGUGAGCCACGUAGCCGCAAAGAACGUCAAGUGGAGCCAGUUUGCAACUGUGACUUUGGCGACCGAUGCCCACCAGGACCUCCUGGAAGACCUGGAUCUCCGGGAGCACCCGGCAUUCCAGGACCCCCUGGCCAACGAGGAGGACCAGGCUUACCUGGAAUUGUACCACCAAUGACUUUUCAGCCCGCGGUCGGUUGCAAACAAUGUCCACCAGGACCAAUUGGACAACCAGGUCCACGAGGACCAAUGGGACCACCUGGUGAGAAAGGGCCAACAGGCAAUCAAGGACAAGAUGCCCGUCCAGGCAAUAGCGGACCACCAGGACCUCCUGGACUUGCAGGCCAACCAGGACAGGAUGGCAAACCAGGUCAGCCAGGUCCACCAGGAAGUGAAGGAGUUGUUGGACGCAAGGGACCUCGUGGACCAGCAGGCCCAGUUGGACAAGUCGGACCGAAAGGCCAACCCGGACCUCCCGGUAGUCCAGGACAGCCAGGACAACCUGGUUAUCAAGGACAUCAGGGAGAACCUGGAAGUAGCGGUGCACCAGGUUUGCGUGGACCACCGGGAACUCCAGGACCACCAGGAAUUCCAGGAAAGGAUGCAGCGUACUGUCCCUGUCCGAAAAGAGCAAUGUCUGUGCUUGUUAAAGCAGCUAAAACCAAAGUUUAA
Molecule: messenger RNA, 852 nt
Organism: Loa loa (African eye worm)
Lineage: Eukaryota; Metazoa; Nematoda; Chromadorea; Rhabditida; Onchocercidae
Exons: 5
Coding region: 1-852 (283 amino acids)
Molecular function (GO): structural constituent of cuticle
Source: RefSeq, a predicted model, not a curated record